UUUAAAAGCUACGGCUUAUUUUCCUUCUUUUCUUUUUUCAUUUGCUCUUCUUUUCUCUUUUAACUUUCUCUUCUUUUUCUUUCUUUCUUCAUUUUCUCAUUUCUUCUUUUCCCUUUCUUUUCCCUAUUUUUUUGAAGGAGGGUGGUGGGAACAGACAGAUGAGGAUUAACUUCUGCAAAACGCUUAGUUAUCUGUGCAACUAAAGAAAAUAAGAAAUGUCUUGUGCAGCGUUUUUACUUCUUCCAGUAAAAACUGGAAGCUUAAAGUUAAAAUCCUGCUGAAUUGCUGCUUUUGUUUGUAGAAAAGACCUGUGAUGUUACAAAUAGCUAGUCUGCGGCUAGAAGAUGUAUGCAGUCCUUACUUAAAGCAUGUUGAUUUCAUUUUAACUAGGAAACUAAACGCAGGCAUAGGCUAUGUUUAUCCUACAAGGCAUUUCAUUAAUCUUGUUUAGCUCAACAAUACUGAGGAAGUUAAUUUUUUUUGAUGGAAAAAGAAAAUAGUUACAGCGAAGUUCAGAAAGCAAAACAAAACUAAAUGGACUUGGUUGGUUAAACGCAUCCAUUGUGUUUUCUCUCUCAUCUAAGUGGUCAUCUCCCUUUUAGAUUUGGAUCUUUCCAGAGCUCUGAACACUUGAACACCCACCAUGGAUGACUUUGAACGCCGCAGAGAACUCAGGAGGCAAAAGCGUGAGGAAAUGCGCCUUGAAGCAGAGAGGCUGUCCUACCAGAGAAAUGAUGAUGAUGAGGAAGAAGCCGCCAGGGAACGUCGCCGACGGGCUCGGCAGGAGAGACUGCGGCAAAAGGAAGAGGGAGAUCUAUCUGGAGAAGUAACAGAGAAAUCAGAAAUUAAUGCCCAAAACAGUGUGGCAGAAGAGGAAACCAAGAGUACUACAACCACAAGGGGAACAGAUGAUGAAGCUGCAUUGUUGGAGAGACUGGCAAGACGGGAGGAGAGACGUCAAAAACGCCUUCAGGAAGCCCUGGAACGUCAAAAGGAAUUUGACCCCACAAUCACAGAUGGGAGCUUGUCUCUGCCCAGCAGGAGAGAAGUAAACAAUGUGGAAGAAAAUGAGACCACAGGAAAAGAGGAAAAUGCUGAAACACGCCGAGGACGCUAUGAGAUUGAGGAAACAGAAACAGUUACCAAAUCAUACCAAAGGAACAACUGGAGGCAAGAUGCGGAAGAUGAGGGAAAAAAAGAAGAAAAAGACAAGGAAGAGGUACAGGAGGAGAAACCAAAGGAGGCCCCUGUAGAGGAAAAUCAGGUAGACGUGACAGCAGAAAAAUCCACAGAUAAAGAAGAAGUAACAGAAACAAAAAGUCUAGCUAUAAAUGCAGAGGAACACAAAGCAGAGAAUGAUACAAAUGCUGUACCAGAAGGGGAGCAGAGUGUAAGUGAUGCUGUAGAUAAAGAGAAGCUUACGGAUGAGGAAAAGGCUGAGGAAGAAAGGAAGAAAGCAGAAGAAAGGGAGAAACUUGAGGCAGAAGAAAGGGAGAGGUUAAAAUCAGAGGAGGAAAAGAAGGCAGCUGAGGAGAGGGCUAAGGCAGAAGAGGAGAAGAGGGCAGCUGAGGAGAGAGCUAAGGCAGAAGAGGAGAAGAGGGCAGCUGAGGAGAGAGCUAAAGCAGAAGAGGAAAAGAGGGCAGCUGAGGAAAGAGAGAGGGCUAAAGCAGAAGAGGAGAAGAGAGCAGCUGAGGAAAGAGAGAGGGCUAAAGCAGAAGAGGAGAAGAGAGCAGCUGAGGAAAGAGAGAGGGCUAAAGCAGAAGAGGAGAAGAGGGCAGCUGAGGAAAAGGCUAAGCUAGAAGCAGAGAAAUUAAAUGAAAAACAAAAGUUGGAAGAAAAGAAAAUAGAAGAUAAACAGGUAAAAGCGAAGAAAGCACAAGAGGAAAAACCUCAAGCAGCUUUGAUAAGAAAACAGGUAAAAGGUGACAAGGAUAAAGGAAAAGCACCCAAAGAAGAAAUUAAAAGUGUCUGGGAUCGUAAGAAGGGAGUUCCUGAACAAAAGGCACAGAAUGGAGAACGUGAACUCACUGCCCCAAAACUUAAAUCUACUGAGAAUGCUUUUGGCCGCUCCAAUUUGAAAGGGACCACAAAUGCUGAGGAGGUGAAGCUGGGGUCUCAGGUUGAGGCUGCAAAACGGCUAGAAGAUCAGCGCCGUCGCCGAGGUGAGAACAACGAGCUUGAGAAGCUGAAGGAGAAGCAGCAGGAGGCAGCAGCAGAGCUGGAUGAACUGAAGAAAAGGCGGGAGGAGCGCCGAAAAAUCCUGGAGGAAGAGGAGCAGAAAAAGAAGCAGGAGGAGGCUGAGAGAAAAGUCAGAGAGGAGGAGGAAAAGAGGAGGAUGAAGGAAGAAAUUGAAAGGAGAAGGGCUGAAGCUGCUGAGAAACGUCAAAAAAUGCCAGAAGAUGGUGUAUCUGAAGACAAGAAACCAUUUAAAUGUUUCAGUCCUAAAGGUUCAUCUCUCAAGAUAGAGGAGCGAGCAGAAUUUUUGAACAAAUCCGCUCAGAAGAGUGGUAUGAAACCCACCCAUACAACUGCAGUUGUCUCAAAAAUUGACAGUAGACUUGAGCAAUACACUAGCGCAAUUGAGGGCACAAAGGCUGCAAGACCAGCUAAGCCAGCAGCCUCUGACCUUCCAGUUCCAGCUGAGGGUGUCCGUAAUAUCAAGAGCAUGUGGGAGAAAGGGAAUGUUUUUUCAUCACCCUCUGGAACAGGAACACCAAAUAAGGAAACUGCUGGACUGAAGGUUGGUGUCUCCAGUCGUAUCAAUGAGUGGUUAACCAAGACCCCUGAGAGCAACAAAUCACCUGCUCCAAAACCUUCUGAUUUAAAACCAGGAGACGUGUCCGGCAAACGUAAUCUCUGGGAGAAGCAGUCAGUUGAAAAGCCAGCUCCUUCUUCUAAGGUAUCAGCUAUGGGGAAAAAAUCAGAGACUAAUGCAGGUUUGAGACAAUUUGAGAAAGAACCAUAGAAGGCCACUAAAGACGCUGGACCAAUCAGUUGGGGGAAAAAAGGAAAAAGUGCUAAAUUGUUCUUUUUAUAUUUAUGUUUCUUUACCAAAAUGUCUUUUUGCAUUAUCCCAGUUAAAACCAUGUAUAUUAGCACUGUAUUUAAUAAUCAGUCUAGACAUUCAUCAUAAUAGUACUGCCUUUGCACAAGAGCCUUUAUUUCUAAAGAAACCCAUGCUGUGAAAUAUAUAGACUCCUACUGAUUGUCAUAACUAUGUAUCGGAACAGUGAUUUCAACUGGCAAAAGAAGUCAACCCAAAAUGUGUGUAAAGUGAAGUUGCUUAAGAAAGGUGUGCAGUAAACCUAUAAAAACAAUGGUUACUUUUGUAAUACAGAAGUCUUUUCUUUCUGCACUUUAGACUAAGGCAUGGAAGAAAUAUCUUUAGUUGACAAUGUAAUAUUUUCUGUAAGUUGCCCAUGUCAUGAGAAAUACUGCAUCAAUAACGUAUUUUAAUUUUUUUGUUUUAUACUUUUUUUAAGUAUCAAUUUUUCCAUUCUAGUUUAAGUUAAUACUUAAAUUUGGAUGAUUAUGUUAGCUGACAGCGGUACUGAUGUUUCUUUUUGUUGUUAGUGACUAGUAAUUGAAUGCAAUUUAGAAUAUAUACCACAUAGCUUUACAAAGUUUAGCCUAAAGGCACUACUAAUGGUAGAAUGCUUUAAUACAUGCUAGAGUAUUAUAUUUAGUAAUAAACAUACAUAAUUAGCCAACAUCACAGCUUAAAAAGACAAAGACAGAAUCACACACUUUUCUAUAGUAAGAUUUCAUAAUUGCCAUUAGAGGUAUGGUGAGAUAAGUAUUAAAAAUUUUUAAAUGUCAGUUGCCCAGUAAUGGGUAAUUAAAAAGAAAGUAUAGUUUUUAAAAGAGGAAAAGGUAAGGGUAUAGAGGGUCAAAAAUAGGUCACUUGUAUAAAACGUUGUAGUUUAAUUUAUAUAAAGCUACCAUAAUGAAAAAGAAAAAAAGCCUAAACACAGUUGGAGCUUGUUUCAAAUGACUGUACACUAGAUCUUGCCAUCCAUCAGUGCCGUACACUAAGUCAACUGAAAAUGAAGUAAGCCUCUAUCUUUAUAGUGCUUCUUUUAAACUCUCUCUCCCAAAUAUCUUAUUUACAGAUGUUUUCAUUUGUAUAUAGUAAACACACAACUAUAAGACAUCAGCUUGUUUUGAAUUUACAUGCCAUGCAGUUCAGCAUUUACAUCCUACAGUAUAUGGGUGGCACAAACUGAGCAACUGAAGUAGCCCCUGAGCAUAUUGUUAACAGCUUUGUUCUGCGCCAGAACUACCAGGAUCUCCCUUUUCACCACUUCCAUCUCUUACAGCAUCUGACUCCUUCCUAAAGAAGAAUAAUGUUAUAUUUCAACCCAAAGAUGAGAUCCCCUGCUUGCUUGAAACAUCCUGUUUACGUAGAGAGAUGCAUGUAGUUUUCUGUAGGGGGUGAAACUGUGCCUGACAUUGUCUGUGAGUUGUCAUGUUUUUUGUUUGGGGGUUUUGUAAGCACUCCUCUGAGUCUUUCAAAUACAUCUGAUAGCUGCAAUAAAAAUGAUUUGUUCAAGCAAUGUAUUCUGAAACUGCAUCCACAAUAAAUGGAAUAUUUCCAUCAGCA
Messenger RNA from Strigops habroptila (Kakapo), 4603 nucleotides. It is a transcript of the gene CALD1, whose product is annotated as caldesmon 1. NCBI's taxonomy places the organism in Eukaryota, Metazoa, Chordata, Aves, Psittaciformes, Psittacidae. Gene Ontology annotation, biological process: muscle contraction; actin filament bundle assembly; angiogenesis. Gene Ontology annotation, molecular function: calmodulin binding; actin binding; myosin binding. The record is from RefSeq and is a predicted model, not a curated record. The coding region runs from base 644 to 2965 and encodes 773 amino acids. The transcript is spliced from 13 exons. Gene Ontology annotation, cellular component: actin cytoskeleton.